CUGCACAGUAGGGUGUUGUCUGUCUCCAAGGGAUUAAAAUAUCACACACCACACUCAAAUCUACAAUUUGAUUAAUGGCCUUAUGCCAAAACACAUGGGACGAGGACUCUAGAAAAUAUCUAAUAUUAAUAUGACAGAAGAUGGGGGACUGGAAUUUAUUAGGGAGUAUUUUAGAAGAGGUCCACAUUCAUUCCACCAUAGUUGGGAAGAUAUGGCUCACAAUCCUCUUCAUUUUCCGGAUGCUUGUGCUCGGCGUCGCAGCUGAGGAUGUCUGGGAUGAUGAACAGAGUGAGUUUGUUUGUAACACAGAGCAACCUGGCUGCAAGACUGUCUGUUACGACCAAGCUUUUCCCAUCUCUCUCAUCCGCUACUGGGUCCUGCAAAUUAUCUUUGUAUCCUCACCCUCUCUGGUCUACAUGGGUCAUGCCUUGUAUCGUUUGAGGACCCUUGAGAAGGAGAGACACAGGAAGAAAGCGUGUCUGAAAGCUGAGCUGGAAGGUACAGAUCCUGUCCUGGAGGACCAUAAAAGAAUCGAGAAAGAGCUCAGGAAAUUAGAUGAACAGAAGAAAGUAAGGAAAGCUCCUCUCAGGGGCUCUUUGCUGCGUACAUAUGUUUUCCAUAUUUUGACCAGAUCUAUAGUGGAGGUGGGUUUCAUUAUAGGACAGUUUGCUCUGUAUGGGAUUGGACUGUCUGCGCUCUACAAAUGUGAAAGGUUGCCUUGCCCUAACAGCGUUGAUUGUUUUGUGUCACGACCGACAGAGAAGAACAUUUUCAUGGUUUUCAUGCUGGUUAUUGCCGGAGUUUCUUUAUUCCUCAAUCUCCUAGAGAUUUCCCAUUUGGGGGUGAAGAAGAUUAAACAAAUCUUGUAUGGAUAUAAAUAUGGGGAUGAUGAGAGUAUGUGCAGGUCAAAGAAGAACUCCAUGGUGCAGCAGAUUUGUGUGCUCUCAAAUUCCUCUCCACAGAGAUUAAUCCAGCUCACGCAGAUGACCUGCUCUGCUGUGCCUGAAACUCACGGGGAGAGUCAGCCUUUGAAUUUGGCCUUAGUGGCCCCUCAGAAUAUCGAGGGUCACAACAUCUCCUGCCGCCCCAGCCAACCUGAAAUCCAAGGUCUGCACCAGCUGGGUGCCAUGGAACGACGUUACACUCUAGAAAAUCGCAAACCGUCAUGCAGCAGCGAUGAUUCAAAUGGACCCCAUGGUUCUGGUAAACCACAGUAUGCGGGGCCUCGACCUACGCUGAUGGCUGGCCACAUGGAAAUCCCAGCAGCCCUGAGAAACCCACAGAGGAAGCAGAGCAGAGUGAGUGUAUGUAAGGAGCUCAGCGAUAUGAGUGAUUCUCCAGAGAGUGAACACUAUCCCACAGCCAGAAAAUGCAGUUUUAUGUCCAGAGGAUUGUCGGAGGGCAAGUUGGCCAGUCUGUCUGACAGUGGAGACUGUCAGAGUGGAACGGACAAUGCAUCCCAGCAUCUUAGCGAGGGGGAGAGUCCAGUGGUGUCUCCACCACCUCCAGCUGGAGGGAGGAGGAUGUCCAUGAGCAUGAUUCUGGAGCUGUCUUCAAUCAUGAAAAAGUAAACUAUAAAGUACAGUUCUGGGACCAAACGAGUGCCAAUGGGAGUUCUAAAUUAGCCAAUGGAGCCUGAUUUCAAACCGAGUCUCAUCCUGUUUCUCUGCAGCAACAUUAUAUGUUCACAGUGUGCUUAUACAGUAUGUUUUCUGCAUGAAUAAUUUAGUUAUUUUCCACAUCCAAGAGACACUUAAUUUGCUUUAUGUAAUGUGUGAUUGCUAUUCCUAUCAACUGUUUGAUUAUAAGUUUACACCAGAUAAAAGAAGUAUUGAACACGUCACAGUUUUCUAAGUAAAUCUAUUUCUAAAGGUUUGUUGACAUCACCAGAUGUCGGUAACUACCCAUCCAAUCCACUCAUGCGAGAAAUCAAAUCAUGGAUGUCCAGAAAUUAAGUGUGAAAAUGAAAAAUGGCAUUGGGGGAAAGUACUGAAUGCAUGAAGAAAGCAAAAAGGCAUGGAGAGUCAUAGCACCAGCUGAAAGCAAUCCUGCCACUUCAGCUCCAACUAAUGGCCUAAAAAAAGGUGUCUCAUUACCAAGAUGUCACACAAGAAGCAUCUCAUGAUGGGUAACUGAUGAUACUGAUAACACUGGUUACAGAAGAAAUCACUAAAGAAACGACUAAACUACUGAAGGUUCCAGUGAGCACUGUUGGGGACAGAGUUUGGAAGAGGAAAGAACAAAUGUCACCACAAACCGGCCGCUACCAAGUGCUUCCCUCAAGAUUUCAGACAGAAGGUGAAUGUAGCUCAUGUGGGGCUGUAACUCCUGAAUUCAAUUAAAUUAAAUUCAGUUUUAUUUAUACAGCGCCAAAUCACAACAACAGUCGCCUGAAGGCGCUUUAUAUUGUAAGGUAGACCCUACAAUAAUAUACACAGAGAAAAACCCAUCAAUCAUGUGACCCACUAUCCAAAUAUCCUUGGGAAAAACACAAGAUACUAACUCCAAGUUGUUCUCCGAUGCAUUGGAGCAUGAAUGCGUGUGCAUGGUAGACAGAAAGACCAUAGAAAAAAGUGCUGGUGUGAAUGCGUGAAUUAAGCAAGUUGUGUAAAGCCCUUUGAGUUCUCAGAUAGUGUAGAAAAGCGCUAUAUAAGAACCAAUCCAUUUACCAGAAGAAUGAAAAGAAUGAUCAAAAAAGUUGUCCAAGGACUACUUGAAACAGCAGGUAUCGUUGUUUCAAACGGUCUGGUUUAGGAUUUGAAGACUGUGUGGACAAAUGGGCCAGAAUCACACCUGAGCAACUAGUUGCUCCAUACAGGAGGCAUCUUGAAGCUGUCAUCACCACCAACAGCUUUUGUAAGAGGUAUUAAAUACAUUUCAGUAGCGUGUUCAAUACAUUUUCACAGCAUCAUUUGUCAUUAUUACCACUAAUUUAUCAACAUGUGGUUUGAGUUCUUUGCAUGUGUGGAUUGGAUGGGUUGUUACUGCCAUUUAGUAGGAAUUUCAUGUCAAUAGUACCUUUUUAAAUAUAAUUACUUACAAAAUUAAUGACAUAUUCAGUACUUAUUUUCUCUGCUCUGUCUAUAGAUUGUGAGCUACUUUGUGGGUAGUUUUCGAGAAUUCAGUCAUGAAUUCAAAUGCUAUUUGUUUAUCAAAUCAGUUUAAAAGUCUUCAAAGAUAUUUGUCAGAAUAAACAGGAAAUAGUGGGAAAAUGUGAAACAGCAAAAAAGAGAAAGAAUUCUUGAAAUUGGUGUUUAUGGCUUAUUAUUAGUAUUAUAUAUUUGUGUACAAAACAAAAAUGAAGCUAAAAUAUUGCCUGUCACUGCUGAAGAUAUAGUAUCACGUGGUACCACUACCAUCUGCGAGCCAAAAAUACAUUCUUUGAACUUUGUGUAGUUUAGGUUCCCAUAUCUCCUUGUGAAUGCACACCACACAUUUUUAAAAAUGUUAUAAUAAACUAGUAGUUGUCUAGUUA
Molecule: messenger RNA, 3475 nt
Organism: Pelmatolapia mariae (spotted tilapia)
Lineage: Eukaryota; Metazoa; Chordata; Actinopteri; Cichliformes; Cichlidae
Gene: gja10b
Product: gap junction protein alpha 10 b
Exons: 3
Coding region: 141-1571 (476 amino acids)
Biological process (GO): cell-cell signaling
Cellular component (GO): connexin complex
Molecular function (GO): gap junction channel activity
Source: RefSeq, a predicted model, not a curated record